Messenger RNA from Cyanistes caeruleus (blue tit), 2875 nucleotides. RefSeq lists its product as uncharacterized. NCBI's taxonomy places the organism in Eukaryota, Metazoa, Chordata, Aves, Passeriformes, Paridae. The record is from RefSeq and is a predicted model, not a curated record.
GGCCAAAGUGUUUGUUCUACCUCUUUGUCAAUUAUAAAUUCUGACAGGGUAACGGAGACUCUCAUUAAGCUCCAUUAACAUAUUGACUUACACAUCCCUCAGGAUUCAAAUGAAGGAGAACAUGGGACAUGCAAUGCAUGUAUGACCAAAGUCACCAAACCCUGUCCAUACCACGCAAUUGUUCCAUCCCCUUGGGACAAACCAAAAUUUAUAAUAUAAAAGGGAGGCUUCAGGGCACAAAAGGCUGGAGGAGGAAAACACCUCUGGAGGAGGAAACCACCUCUGCCUGCUCAGGAUCAGCCAGCGGAUUGUGUCUCUCCCCCUCUCCUGAAGGGACGCCUUUAGGGGGAACAGCUUAAAAGCAGAAGACUGAAGGGAAGGACUGUAAAUCACUCAAGUGACCUUGGAACUGGGAAUAAGCCUUGAUAAACCAGUGUGAACAGCACGGACCAAGUAUAACAGUGCCUGCAUGUCCACUUCUGUGCCCCUGCCUGGGUGUUGCUUCAGGGAUCCCUGACUAGUGAGGUAACAGAAAUAAAUUUAUUCUUUGCAUCCCAGCCCUGAUUUUGUGUUUAUCCCAUUUGCCGGCCUUUAUCCCAGCAAGACCUGGGAACAACCAUGUCAUGGCUAGCAAAAAGGUCAAAGAAGCCAAAAAAGCUGAAAAAGUUGAAAAAGUCAGGGGCCGGAGAGGCUGUGGCGGUGAAUCCCCACAUUCCAGGAUGGCCCAGCACCGAGCGCUGGACCCCUGUGGCCACUUUCCUUGCCACAAUGGCUACUCCAGAGACGUGGCCCGAGAUAGAUGACGGGGUGGUGGUGAACCCCCACAGGGUCGAGAUCGCCAUGCGCGGGCUGCCCUGGAAAGCCGCAUCCAAGUCCUCCCGCAAGCUGGCAGGGAGGCUGGGAUGGCUCCUGGCCACGGGGCUGAGAGCUCUCGACAGGGAGGUUAUAGCCCUGCAGAGCAAGGUGAGCGAGCUGGAAUUGGUCACCUACGCCCGGGCUCGCGACUGCGAGGCGAUAGCACUGCAGAGCAAAGUGAGGGAGCUGGAGUUAGUUACCUACGCCCGAGCUCUGGAACGAGAGGUUACAGCGCUGCUGGGUAAAGUGAGAGAGCUGGAAAGGGAAGUUGUGACUUUACGGGCUGCAAAGAUGAUUGCACAUGAGGUAACCACCACCCAAGCGGAGCAGUGCUACGAGCAGCAAUGCACUAUACAGCAGCUGGUGUCACCUAGGCAUAAAUAUGUGGAAAAUAAAGUGCUGAUCUCCCAGGUUCAUGCUCCAGCUAUGAAAUCUUCACAGGAUCCCAAGGAAUGGGAUAGAAAUCUUUGGCGUGAGUACUCAGACUUUGAGAUUGAGAUUUAGCCAGAUUUAGCAGAUAGUGGGGUGGAAUAGAUCACACACAUUUACACUCUGAAAGAGUUCCAAUUAUGCACUCCUAGACAAGGAAAUCCUUUUGAAUUAGAAAUAAUAAUUCUAGAUUAUAUAGUCUUAUGGGGAUUGUGGCUGAUGACUGGAUAAAAAAACAAAAAACAAAACAAAAAAAAAUCUUUAGAAUUUUGGUCCAAGUUAUUCCAAGGCACCACUAUACAUUAUACCCUGAUGGGAAAAUGAAUCAAAGAUGUAGCUUGGGCACUGCAGAAACUGAAGGAAUUACAUGCCAAAAUAGCAUGACUGUACACCUUCAGUACAAAACAUUGUGAGGACCAAAAAUCUUUAAGAUGGUGUCUUUCCUAAAAUAUUACCUACAGAGGAAAUGAAAUUUAUACCAAUGGGUUGUGCAAACUUUUAAUCUAGAUGUGAUCAUUCAUAUAAUAACUUCUGACAAUGGAGUAUAGUUGUUUUUAACUUAUUCCUUUUUUUCUAUAUCCUCUGUUAACAUCAUAUUCUCUGCUUGUAUUUCAUGUAUCUUUGAUUAUUUCCUGUGCCGUAUCUAGGGGGGGAUGGACUAGAACUAUGUUACUGGUGUCACAAAACCAACAUCCAGUCAAAAUUCAAUCUGAAAUAGCAAAAGCCACACCUCUCUAAUCUGUGUGGCAAAUUACCCCAUCUCCAGUUACCAAGCCUGGAGUAAUAUUGGCUGAAGGAGCUGGAGCAACUACAUGUGUAUCCCUGGAGAGAGACGACACUCCUGUUUUCUCCACAGGCUGGCUUGUUGUGCUUUUUAGGUUUGUACCAUAAGCACAUAUCUUGGAUAAGAUUCUGCAAAAUCAAUAUGUAAAUACUUGUGUGUUGUUGUUUUUUACUGUAACUAACUUGCCCUUAUUCUUCCUGGGAAGUGUCUGUAGAGCAGGUGAUGUGUGCCCUCAUGUGAGGUUUAACUUUGAUAUCCAAGGCAGCUGCUCCCUUAUAUUUGUGAACCUUGCAACACUGGUUACUGGAGAACUACAUCCCCCUUCAACAUCAUGAACUCUGUUCCAAGUUUGAAGGCAUGUGCUGCUUUGACCUGGCUGCAGAACCAGUUGGCAUGGAGGAUAUAAUUCAUUAUCUCAAGGACUUCAAAUCACAACCUACCGGUGAUGCCUGACAGAAGGUGUGGGACACUUGACUCAGAGAAUUAUAUGCUUAUUUGUUUAUUCCUUUUCCCCUGUGCUUAAAUGCCUCUGUAAAUCCCACGUCCCACAUUUCCAGCUCCAGCAGCAGUGGUCUCUUGAGCAAAGGGGUGGAACAGGUUAAAAAGCGGAAGACUGGCGAGGAGGACUGUAAAUGGCUCAAGUGACCUUGCAGCUGGGAAUAACCCUUGAUAAGCCACUGUGAGCAGCAGCCAGGGAUCCCCUGGCAUGGACAGAGUUUAACAGUGCCUGUGUCUCCUCUGGUGUGCCUCUGCUUGGGGGAUUCCCCGGUCAGUGAGGUACCAAAAAUAAAUUUACUCUGCAUUCUA